UCAGGAGACUACAAUUUCUCUGUUAGCCUUUAUCUAGUGCAGUUCAGGAGCCUAGCUACAAAGCCUGUGGCUGGAGGAUCCACAGGGCCACACAGGCCUUGCUCAGCUUCCCUCUUGUCCACGGAGGUCUCUGCUUCCUCGGCAAUUCAUCCCACACUGGCUAUGGUGGCUGCCUGGAUCCUGCCCUGCCCUGGUCUCUUCUCCUCAGAGCAUCCCUAGUCCUUCCCUUCCUGCCCAAUCCCACCUUGAGAAGAGGACCUAUGGCCUGGGAAGCCACAUGCCUGCUAUCCCCCAUCCUGCUGAUGCUCCUGACCUCAGGCUCCUGGUCACAGGACACAGAGUUACAUCAAACAGUGGAGGGCAAGACCACUUUUGUGAGUUGCCGGUAUCAUCCCAGUAAACUAUUCAAUGUGAAGGUGUGGUGUCAGGAAACACCAGAAAAAAAUUGUAAACUGUUAGUGUCCAGUCUCGACACAGAUGCUCAGCAGUCAAAAUUCUCCCUCCGGGACUAUCCUGAUUCUCACUUCUUCACUGUCACCAUGACUGCACUCACGGUGAGAGACUCGGGUCCUUAUUUCUGUGGGAUCGCUGAAAAUCGCAGAACAAUCAUUAUUCUCAGAAGCAUCCGACUGGUUGUGUCAAAAGCUCCAACCCCACGCACUGCCUCCUGGAGGACAACAACCUUGGCCUUGGCCACCAGCCCUGACACUGGCAGCCCUCCAGAUAACUGGAUGUGGAAGGUCAUCCUUGCCGGUGUGGCAGUGGCCAUGCUGCUACUGCUCGGACUUGUGGUCCUUGUCAUCCUGAACUUCCAGAAUGCUCGACGAAGAGCCCAGAAAGUUGAGAACGAAUGUCACCAUAUUUAUGAAGACUUUCCAGGCCAGCAGGUGGAAACCACUGCCUUCAGUCAGCAGACCCUCUCCAAUGAGGACACUGAGACCAUGUGCUAUGCUUCCCUCGUCCACCUCAACCACGUGAGCCCUCAGGACUCCAUCUCCAGCAACACCCAGCCCUACCCAAAGCCCUCGCCUGACCCCCUUCUGUCUGUGGAAUAUGCUAGCAUCUCUAGAAACAGACUCCAGACUUCUAAGGCUCCCUAAGAGGUGGAGGCCAGGAACUGAGGGCUGAGUGCACAGGGCAGAGAAUAUAGGUGUGAAGCCAUGUCCCAGCAGAGGAGGAACUUCCUACAGCACAGAUGGUCUCAGAAUUUUGGGGCCACACUUUCUUCAAGGAAGAUGACCAAAAGUACAGUGAAGAGGGCCUGUGGACCCCUGGUCUCUCCCCUCUGGAGGCCAGUGCCACUAAGAUAGUCUACAUGGAUAGAGACCUGGGCCAGUGCCUCUCGAUGACUCUUGCCUCCCUUCCUGUGGUGACCACCACUUCCUUCCUCACUGGCUCUUGAAACCCAAGCAGAUUGUGUAAGUUCCCCCAGGAACUGGAAGUCAGCUGGCGAUUUCUGCCCAACACCCAGCUCCUCCCCACACCAGGCUGUUUCUAAGACCAUCCUGCUCUGGGACCUCCAGUGACCCUGCCAGGAAGAAUACUAACAUGUGGGCAGUGCCCAUCAUUGAUCUGUCUUCUGAGGCAUUUCCAACCACAGCAGAACCAGGGAGUUUCCUUACCAUAGCCAGCCGCACGUCUCUGUCAGAGCACAUCUGGGCUCCUCUGCCUUCUAGAGGAGCACCAUUCUCUUUGCUAACUGUGUCUAACUACACCAUCUUCGCCACAUCCACUUUCCAGGACCCUAGCACAGAAGAUAUGCCUCUGUCCUCAGCCCCGGGCUCCAUGCAGACAGACUGCUCACCAGCACUCAGACUGAGGGAGGCAGGUUCAGGGAAGGAAUGGGAUGCUGUGAGUGUGGCCCUGCUCUUGGGGACCCUGCCUCACCUUGCUGCUCAUGUCUUCUUCCUGCAACACAGAUUUGACCGGGAGAGACCGGGUGGUUAUUAUCCCCAACGGGAGUCCAACUCUGUCUUGCUCUUGGGGUAUUGGUCUUUACUAAUGAUCUCACUUGACCUCUGAUCCUUCAUGAUUCUUUUU
Messenger RNA from Onychomys torridus (southern grasshopper mouse), 2040 nucleotides. Its product is annotated as natural cytotoxicity triggering receptor 2-like. Gene Ontology annotation, molecular function: signaling receptor activity. Gene Ontology annotation, cellular component: cell surface. NCBI's taxonomy places the organism in Eukaryota, Metazoa, Chordata, Mammalia, Rodentia, Cricetidae. Bases 261 to 1100 code for a protein of 279 amino acids. The transcript is spliced from 6 exons. The record is from RefSeq and is a predicted model, not a curated record.